AGGUAAUACCUACAGCUUAAAGAAUCUUCGGAAUGAAGAGUCGAAGUUCAGUUACACAGUCGUCAAAGAGGUGCCUCCCGAAAAAGAAGCUUCUGAUAAAGAGAUCAUGGAGCGAAAAGAUAGGGAAAGUAAAAUGGGUCAAUUAAGUGCACGUGAAGGCACUUUUGUCGCCGAAACAGCUAAAGAAGGAGGCGAAUCUCUACAGAGACCGACGGUGGGGGACGUGUCAAAGGAUAAUGUUAUAGAGAAUACACCACGUCCAAAGGAUCUCGUACCAAAUGAGAUCAACGAACAGGAACCCACAACCAAUGACGGCGAUGACAAGGAGGAUAAACCCGAAGAGAAGCAUACAGAGCCCUUGUUUACUCCCCAGCAUUCUAUUGAACCUACAGACUGGAAACCAGUGGUGGUUUAAAACAUUUAAACUCUGACGCUGUAUCACAUCAUGUGACAUGAUAGUGUAAAACAGAAUUAUUAGACCAGACUAAUUUGUGUAUAAAGAUUAAAAUACUUGUAUUCUUUUAUCACUAGAACUUAAUUCCAAGUUAACAUGGAUAUCAAACAAUUAAUCAAUAAAACAAAUUAUUAUUAUUCCUUGUAUAACAACAACUUAACUGCCAGCGCUGAAAGUCUUCGAAAUGAUUUCUACAACUACAACUGAAAAGGAUUGAUUUCUAUCAUUAUAGUUUAAAAUUGGUUUCAUUCCCUGUUGAUUACAAUCGUGUAAAAUGCCGUUAAUGAAGUCACUGGGUUUAAUAUAUCACGUGACUAGGCUAGAAUAUGAGGAAACGAAGCUGACUUUAUCACUUGAAUAUGGUGACUCAACUGGUAACACAGAAAGGAUCUUACCUCAAUGUAUAGUGAUGUACAGAUAGUUUGAUUUGGUAGAUGCUCAGAGGCUCUGGUUUAGUGACAGGGGGCACAGGGACUUUCUGGCAACUAUAAAUGGGCGUACUCGGCCAUAGAAAGAAACAGCUAAAUAUUUUCUUCCGCUCAUAGAGUAUUUUGUAUAAAAGCAUCAAUGUUUUGCAUGUACAUCAACCUAUUUCAACAAUUUGUUUCAAUUAACCAAUAUUUCAUUUGUAAUUAAAAUCAUUUGACAUCAGAUGUAAGUAUUGUUGUACUUUGAUAUAGUAUUGAUAUCGUAUCAUCGUAUUCAUAGUACAGACUGUAUCCUCUACAACUCGGUUCAACACCUCCAAUGUAAUCCUUAGUAAAUUGAAUCACAAACUCGAAAA
Messenger RNA from Pecten maximus, 1238 nucleotides. RefSeq lists its product as uncharacterized. Gene Ontology annotation, molecular function: centromeric DNA binding. Lineage: Eukaryota; Metazoa; Mollusca; Bivalvia; Pectinida; Pectinidae. Gene Ontology annotation, cellular component: kinetochore. Gene Ontology annotation, biological process: attachment of mitotic spindle microtubules to kinetochore; spindle attachment to meiosis I kinetochore; kinetochore assembly. The record is from RefSeq and is a predicted model, not a curated record.